Molecule: messenger RNA, 1362 nt
Organism: Anopheles coustani
Lineage: Eukaryota; Metazoa; Arthropoda; Insecta; Diptera; Culicidae
Gene: hec
Product: calcitonin gene-related peptide type 1 receptor
Exons: 10
Coding region: 1-1362 (453 amino acids)
Biological process (GO): adenylate cyclase-modulating G protein-coupled receptor signaling pathway; cell surface receptor signaling pathway
Cellular component (GO): plasma membrane
Molecular function (GO): G protein-coupled peptide receptor activity
Source: RefSeq, a predicted model, not a curated record
AUGGCUGGCAGUCGCGGACGGCUGUUGAAUGCCUUCGGAUCGGACUGGAACGCAACCGGUGGAAAUGCAAACGAGAGCCUCUUCAGCGCGUUGGACGACAUUGGUGGCGAAGGGCAGACGGCGGAUAAUCGGCAGGAUGAGCGAAUCCAGUUCGAUAGACUGGAGUUCGAAAGUCCGGCAGAUCUGAUGCGACAUCUGUAUUAUACCUGUUUGCGUUCCAAUGUUACAGAGAAGCCAUGGGAGCCGGUUGGCAACGAAAAGUUCUGUCCCCGACGCUUCGACGGAUGGUCUUGCUGGGAGCCAACCCCUGCCGGAACGGUGGCGGAAAAUUUUUGUCCAAAGUUUGUGCUCGGUUUCGACCAUCGUCGGUUGGCCUAUCGGACAUGUCAUGAAAAUGGUUCCUGGUUCGUCCAUCCACUGUCCGGACGGGAAUGGUCCAACUACACGAACUGCGUCGAUACGGAAGACAUGCAGUUACGACGUUUGGUAAACGACAUUUACAUCGGCGGAUACUCUGUGUCUUUUCUGACGUUAAUAAUAUCGCUGUGUAUUUUCAACAGCUUCAGGACAUUAAAAUGCACCCGCAUACGGAUACACAUCCAUUUAUUCACCUCAUUGGCACUGAGCUGUAUGUUUUGGAUCGUGUGGUACAAAUUCGUCGUGGAAGAUCCGGACGUGCUGAAAGCAAACGUGGGCUGGUGCGUCGGGUUGCACAUAUUACUCCACUACCUGAUGCUGGUCAAUUACUUCUGGAUGUUCUGCGAAGGCUUACAUCUGCACCUGGUGCUCGUUAUUGUCUUCAUCAAGGAUAUUGUCGCAAUGCGUUGGUUCGCCACGAUCGGCUGGAUAUUGCCGGUGCUGCUGGUGUCCCUGUACGCCCUCGUCCGGAACGCGCAGCCACACGAUACGGACCACUGCUGGAUGGACGAAAGCCACGCCAUGUGGUUGCUGACGGUCCCGGUUUGCUGCUCCCUGGUAGCCUCGCUGAUUUUCCUUAUCAACGUGGUGCGGGUACUGCUCACGAAGCUUAACUCCACGUCACCCCAUCCCGCCCCGCUAGGGCUGCGCAAAGCCACCAGGGCAACCCUCAUACUCAUUCCACUGUUUGGGCUACAGCACAUCCUGUUGCCCUUUAGGCCGGAUAAGGGAUGCCAGCUCGAGCGGUACUACCAGAUCGGGGCCGCACUCCUCAUCAGCCUGCAAGGCCUGUGCGUGUCGUGUCUGUUCUGCUUCGCCAACCACGAUGUCAUCUUUGCGGUGCAGUGCUAUCUGAGCCGCUUCUUCCCCGACAUCGUGACGCACCCGUUCCUCGAGAGCAACGGGGGCCAGCCGGCGACGCAAAGCCGGGACGUGGUCGUAUGA